Molecule: messenger RNA, 1386 nt
Organism: Arvicanthis niloticus (Nile rat)
Lineage: Eukaryota; Metazoa; Chordata; Mammalia; Rodentia; Muridae
Source: RefSeq, a predicted model, not a curated record
AUGUGUGGUCCAAAGGAUGAGUUGACAGCAGUGCCCGCCCCUGCAUAUGAGCCCCUCGGGGCCCAGUAUGACAUUGUAAGGACCAUAGGCCAGGGAAGCUACGCCCAAGUGAAACUGGCCAACCACCGGCUCACGGGCACAGCCGUGGCGAUAAAAGUCCUGCCGAAGGAGAAAUUACACUACUACCUAAUUAGUACAGAAGUGGGGAUAAUGAAGAGGAUGAACCAUCCCAACAUCGUUUCUCUGCACCAAAUCAUUGAAACCGAGAAGAAUGUCUUUCUGAUCCUGGAACUGGUUGAUGGAUAUGAGCUACUUGACUGGAUUGAGGAAUCUGGCUUCCUGCCUGAAGGCCUAGCCCGGAAAAUAUUCAGACAAAUCGUUCAUGCCAUGUGCUACUGCCAUGACAUCGGUGUAGUUCACCAUGAUCUCAAGCCAGACAAUAUCAUGGUUGAUUCUACAGGCAACGUCAAAAUUGUAGACUUUGGGCUGGGUGCCUUAGUCGAGCCUGGAAUGAAGCUGUCUAGGUUUUGUGGUGCCUUACAAUUUUCUGCCCCGGAAUACUUCCUGCAACAACCAUACGACGGCACCAAAGUUGACACAUGGAACUUAGGCGUCAUUCUGUAUUUUAUGGUGACUGGAGUCCUGCCAUUCGAAGGUGCUACCUAUAAAGAACUUGAAAGCCAGAUUUUACUAGGACAAUAUGCUAUUCCCCACCACCUCUCAAAAGAGCUACAAGAGAUUAUCCGGUUACUUCUAACUGUAAACCCUACAGAAAGACCAGCACUGAAGGACAUCAUGGCACACCCGUGGCUUAAGAAAGAAGAGCCAAGUUCAUCAAGUCACUCUGAUAAGAUGGACCCUAGCCACCUGGACCCUGAAAUCAUGACGGUCAUGGCAGACAUGGGGUUUGACCCACAAGAGGGUGGCAGCGCUCCGCGUCGCCGCCUAGGGACUGCGGGGUCUGCCUCGGCCCGCCUCCGGGGUGGGCGGCUGCAGGCGGACCAGAGCUCCAAACAGCGUCGGAUUGCGCGGGGGUUGCUGCGCGACCGCAGCAGAAGCGCGCCCCAGGAUCCUGGCUUCUUCAGUGCUGUGAACCGCGGUGGCCAGGCACUUUCCUGGGCUCCCGCUGACCAAAGCCCUGCUGCAGAGCCUCCGGCUGGGAUAGCCGCCCCCCGUGGGGGUGAUGCGGACAGCGCGGGACAGCCAGGGGAGCGCGCGGGGGCCGCAGCAUGCGGGAACCCGCUAAACCUGGUGGCUGCUGAGGCGGCCGAGAUGCUCGUGCGCGCAGCACGCCCCAUUGCAUCCUCCACCUUCUCCGGCUACAGGUACGUCCUGGUUGGUGAUACUGGCUUCCCGGGCCUGGGAGGAUAUAGGCUCAACCGGUGA